Pecten maximus is the source of this 1068-nucleotide messenger RNA. RefSeq lists its product as uncharacterized. The coding region runs from base 1 to 1068 and encodes 355 amino acids. The record is from RefSeq and is a predicted model, not a curated record. NCBI's taxonomy places the organism in Eukaryota, Metazoa, Mollusca, Bivalvia, Pectinida, Pectinidae. The transcript has a single exon.
AUGCCCAUAUGUGCCAUCUCUAGUGGCAAUGAGCAUAUAUGCCAUCUCUAUAUAGUGGCCAUGAAAAUAUAUGCCACCUCUCUAGUGGCCAUGAGCAUAUAUGCCACCUCAUUAGUGGCCAUGAGCAUAUAUGCCACCUCUCUAGUGGCUAUGAGCAUAUAUGCCACCUCUCUAGUGGCCAUGAGCAUAUAUGCCACCUAUCUAGUGGCCAUGAGCAUACAUGCCACCUAUCUAGUGGCCAUGAGCAUAUAUGCCACCUAUCUAGUGGCCAUGAGCAUAUAUGCCACCUCUCUAGUGGCCAUGACCAUAUAUGCCACCUCUCUAGUGGCCAUGAUCAUAUAUACCACCUUACUAGUGGCCAUGAUCAUAUAUGCCACCUCUCUAGUGGCCAUGAGCAUAUAUGCCACCUAUCUAGUGGCCAUGACCAUAUAUGCCACCUCUCUAGUGGCCAUGAUCAUAUAUACCACCUCUCUAGUGGCCAUGAUCAUAUAUGCAACCUAUCUAGUGGCCAUGAGCAUAUAUGCCACAUAUCUAGUGGCCAUGACCAUAUAUACCACCUCUCUAGUGGCUAUGAGCAUAUAUGCAACCUAUCUAGUGGCCAUGAGCAUAUAUGCCACCUCUCUAGUGGCUAUGAGCAUAUAUGCAACCUAUCUAUUGGCCAUGAGCAUAUAUACCACCUAUCUAGUGGCCAUGACCAUAUAUGCCACCUCUCUAGUGGCCAUGAGCAUAUAUGCCACCUCUCUAGUGGCCAUGAGCAUAUAUGCCACCUAUCUAGUGGCCAUGAGCAUAUAUGCCACCUCUCUAGUGGCCGUGAGCAUAUAUGCCACCUAUCUAGUGGCCAUGAGCAUAUAUGCCACCUCUCUAGUGGCCGUGAGCAUAUAUGCCGCCUCUCUAGUGGCCAUGAUCAUAUAUGCCACCUAUCUAGUGGCCAUGACCGUAUAUGCUAUCUUUUGCAAUCAGCCCCGCCAUCAAACUAUAGUAAUUUACAAUGUUCCAACUUCGAUGAGUGUUGACUUCAUACAUCAAUUGUCUAAUGGACAAAAACUUGAAUUUGUUGUUACAUUUUAA